AUCAUGGCUCAACCUAUACCUGAACGCGUAACGCGUUAACUCAAAUAAGGUUCCGAGUUGGUCGGCGAGAAGGCAGCAAUUUGGAACACCAAGAGAAAGAGAUCAUGGCUUUGGAUGCAAUCGAAGCUUCAUCUCCUCCCUCUCAAUCACCUUCUAAUUUCUGUUCUUCCAAUCAACUUCGCCACUUCUACGUCGCCGUCGACAGACUCCACUUCAAAAUGGAGACGUUAAUUGACCUCCUAGGCGUGGCCGGUCGACGCACGUGCCUUCCGAUAGUAGUCUGCUGCAGCUCACGUGACGAGCUCGACGCCGUCUGCUCCGCCGUCUCCAAUCUCCCUUACGUUUCCUUGUCGUCUUUGUACAGCGACCAAGCUGAAGCAGAACGGGCUUUAAUUUUGGAGAAAUUUAGGGAAGCAACGAUGAAUUGGAACCAACAAGUUACAGUUCAGACAGGAGAUGGUCAUGAAAUUGGGAAAGAUGAGCAGAAAUCUUGUAUGAUUGUCGUAACUGAUACCUGCCUUCCACUUCUUGCUUCUGGCGAAUCUCCCAUCUCGGCUCGUGUUCUGAUUAAUUAUGAAUUACCAACAAAGAAGGAAACAUAUAUGAGGCGCUUGACUUCAUGUUUGGCAGCAGAUGGAAUUGUGAUCAAUAUUGUUGUUGGAGGUGAAGUGGUAACUCUGAAAAGCUUAGAAGAAAGCAGCGGCCUUAUCAUAGCUGAGAUGCCCAUAAAUGUAAGCACAGUACUUGCUCUUGUUCUUUGAUUUAUGGAUUAGAAAAUAUUAUGAUGGCAUUAACUUGACAAUGAUGCCCAACUAGUUGCACUUGACAGCAAGGAGUUCCUUCUUCAUCUUUGAAAACAAUUUUAGUUUCACUUAGAUUCUGUUUGGUUGAUAUUUUUGCCUUUUUUUGCCAAAAACAGGCAAAUAGCAAAAAGUGAAUUACGAAAGUAUCAACUAAAUGGAACCCUAGUAUUAUCGUUCCAAGUGUAAGGAUAAUCUAUUGGUGGUUAGGUUUUAGAAACUUUAUCCACCAUCUUUCUUUUAGGUUAUGUAUGAACCUUUGUGGUAUUAAUUCUGAAUACAAUCUUGUUGCAGAUUUCUGAGAUUUUAUGAUGAUUUUUGGCCGUCUGCAGUUUCUAAAAUGUGAUAAAGGAUUUGAUGCUCCGCAUUCUUUACAGCAUUUAGAGUACGUAAAUAUAUCUGGUGGUGUAUCAGAUUUGACAUUGAUUUUGAACAUCAUUCUUGUAAUAGUUUAUGCAGUCUCUUCUUAGUUUGUGUUUUGGAUAUAAGCUUCUUUUGUACCUCUAGCCUCUUAUCGACUUUGCACACUCAGUUUGAUUUGGUUUUAAGUGUGCAUCUCGGAGUGCAUCAUGCUUUGCUUCAUGAUGGAGAAAAAACAGUGUAACCAACCUGUCCUUGUUUUGAAUAAAGAAAUAAAUUCGAUCA
Molecule: messenger RNA, 1445 nt
Organism: Theobroma cacao (cacao)
Lineage: Eukaryota; Viridiplantae; Streptophyta; Magnoliopsida; Malvales; Malvaceae
Product: initiation factor 4A-like protein
Source: RefSeq, a predicted model, not a curated record